Molecule: messenger RNA, 2165 nt
Organism: Solanum stenotomum
Lineage: Eukaryota; Viridiplantae; Streptophyta; Magnoliopsida; Solanales; Solanaceae
Product: kinesin-like protein KIN-14P
Exons: 17
Coding region: 173-1927 (584 amino acids)
Source: RefSeq, a predicted model, not a curated record
CCUGGCCGUUACGCCCUUGCCCUCUCUCAUACCCCAUACCCCAAAUUCAGUCGCUUCAACUUUACGGUGUCUUCUCAAAGGAUUUUACCACUUUCAAUCUCUUGUCGAUCUCUUCUUUCGGCUGUGCUGUUCUAUUAGUAUUUUCUGAGUUUUGAUUGUUGGCCCUGUGCCAAUGGAAGAAGAGAAGAAGAAGAGGAAGAACAAGAAAAAGAAGAAUAAACAAACCAAAGGAAUAGAAAAUAAUGCCGUUGGUGCAGAAGAAUCCGCUUCCUCCAAUCAGAACCAUCCUGCUGAAAUACGUGGUUCUGAAGCACAUACUGAUGAUACUUCGGGGAUAGAUGACGAUUCUAAUAGACAUGAUACUGAGGGUGCCAAAGUCUCAUCUUUAGCCGAGAAUGAGAAACACUGUAGGAUGGAUACAGAGGCCGCCUUUGAAGAGAAAAUUAAACAAUUACAGAAGGACAAAGUGUCACAUAUGCAAAAGGAGGCUAUCUUUGAGGAGAAACUUAAACAGUUCUCACGGGAAAAAGAUGCCAGUUUACUGAAGGAGGAGUCUAACUUUAACGCGAGGAUUAAACAACUUCAGAAUGAAAAUAACAGUCAUCUGCAUAAAGAGGCUAGUUUUGAGAUGAAAAUCAUGCAAUUGCAAGAUGAAAUUAGCAGUCUCAGGAGGCAAGAGGCUAACCAAGAAGAAAAGAUGAGACAAUUGCAUAUGGAGAAGGAUGUUUACUUGCAGAAAGAGGCUGAAUUUGAGAUGAAGAAUUCCCAGUUACAAAGUGAAAAGAAUUCCUGGCUUCUAAAGGAGGCUGGCUUAGAGAAAAGAAAUAAUGAGUUGGUGGAUGAAGUGGAGAAGUUGAAUUCAAAGAGGCAUGAAUAUCAGGUCAAUUUGAAAAAAAAAGUAAAAGAGAUGGAGAAGGAAACAGAAAACAAGGUCCAGAAGGAGGUUAGCUUGGAGGAAAGAAUAAGUCUGUUGGUGGAUGAAGUGGAAAAUUCGAAUUCAACGAUGGUGAGCUUGGAGGAAAAAGUAAAAGAGACGGAGAAGGAAAGAGAGAACUGGGUCCAAAAGGAGAAGUCAUUCAGAGAAAUAAUUUCCAGCCUAAGUGGUGAUAAUGCACUUUUAGAGACGCAGGUGAAGGAGUUCGAAGAGUUGAGGACCAAUAUGUUACAAGAAAAUCAGUUACUGAAAGCAAAUAUACAAGUACUGCAGACACAAGUCUAUAAUCUCGAGAAGAGUGCCGGACCUCCUUGUUUACCAAUUGGACAUGAAAUGAAUACUCCUGAAAAUGGGGAUCUGAAUUCUGAAGUAGUUGCUACUCAAGCAUUGGUGGACAAACUGAUUGAUGAAAAUGCGGAGCUUGUGGAGAAGGUGAAAAAUUUAUAUGUGGAGCUUGAACGAAGAGGUCCACCAAUGGAGGUAUCUUCAUAUUUAGGUGCUGAUGUAAUUACCACAAGCUCUGAGGCAGCUCGCAUUGCCAAUGAAUCAGCCCUUGGGUCACACAAGAUUCCUGGAGCCGUUCACGAGCAUGAAGUUGACCAUACUACAGAGCCAAAAUCUCAACCCAGUGAAGCAGUAUUGCAGUCAAGUGAAAGGCUGCAAUCUCUGAAAGACACCAUUGACAAAGCUGUGAGUGAUGAUGAGCAUGUGAGUAAGAUAGAUAGCAGAAUUGCUGUAAAUUCAUCAGAAAUCGAGUCUGAUGAAAUCGUGCAGAUCCCUUUAGAUGAGAAUGAAGUUCAGUCAGCAGAUUUAGAAGUCACAAGUGUGGAUCAGGAUCAGUAUGAGGAAGAGGUUCCCCUCACCAAUGCACCGUUAAUUGGUGCUCCAUUCCGUUUGAUAUCCUUUUUUGCUAGAUACGUGAGUGGUGCUGAUUUGGUUAAUAAGAACUCGGCAACCUCAAACCGAGAACCUGCUAACAGCCUGCAGCUGUAAGAAGUUAGAUUUUAUACAGCAAAAGGAGGAUGACACCAAAGAUUAAACAUAGUCACAUCUUAAGUUGAAUGAUAUACUUAUUAUAGUACUAGGCUGGAUGCUGCCCACUUUUUUGUACCAAAUUCAUUAUUAUAGGGGUAUUAGUUGUUAAAGAUAAAAAUAUUGAUUUGGGCCAUUCGUACACCUGCCUGAAAAUUUGGUGACGUAAGAACAAAUGUUAUGCUAGCGAUGAGAGUUG